GGGUUUUCUACACGGGAGCGAGCACGGCGCAGAGCCAUGGUGACAGCUCCUCCGGCAGGAUAUUCAUCUCAUCUGCGGACGUUUCGAUGCAGGAUAACCUUCCGAUAAUCACACUGAAGAUAUUUUAACAAGAUGUCAUCCUCCAGCAAAGGCCAUUUCUGAGACGAGACUUGGAUUUGUUGCACCAGAUGGAGUGGGAUUCAUCAGAUGACGGUCUUGGAGGAUCAAUGGAGGCCCUCCCUUACUUAUCUGAGUCUUCUCAGUCGAUGCCCUCCACCACCAACAUCUCAGAACAUGAGUUCUCGUGCCACUGUUGCUACGACAUCUUAGUGAACCCCACCACGUUGACGUGCGGCCAUAACUUCUGCCGCCACUGUCUGGCUCUGUGGUGGGAGUCCUCUCACAAGAACGAGUGCCCAGAGUGCCGGGAGAAGUGGGCAGGCUUUCCUAAAAUAAACAUACUGCUGAGGGAUGCAACUGACAAGCUGUUCACUGAGGUGGUUCAGCGGAGGAGAGCGGAGAUCCAGGACAACCCCAAAAUCUCCCGGAGCUUGCUGGCCUUUCAGAGGUAUGGUGACAACUUAGGUAGAUCCAAGCCAAACCAGCACAAAGGAGCGGGCUUCUUCUUCUCUGGAGUCCUGACGGCACUCACGUGUGUGGCUGUGAUGGUGCUGGUGUACCACUGGAGCAGCGGGGUGAUGGAGCAGCAGGACAUGUUGAUCAGUAAACCCGUGUCUCACUGGACGCCGGAGGACGUGGUGUCCUGGCUGGAGCUCCUGGGGCCCUGGGCUCAGCUUUACAGAGAGCCCUUCCAGCAGGAGAGCGUCAACGGGAGGUUGCUGUUGAUGUUGGGGGAUGAAGAAUUGUUGAAGGCUCCUUACAGCAUCGACAACCAGGCUCACCGCCGGGCUAUUCUGGCUGAACUGGACAGAGUGAAAACCCUUGGAGUCAAACCUCCACAGAACCUCUGGGAAUACAAGGUUACUAAUGCGGGGAAGUCGCUAUUCUUGCUGUACGCGCUGAAGCGCUCCCCCCGCCUCACACUCUUCUAUUUGUAUUUAUUCGACUACUCGGAAACCUUCCUGCCCUUCCUGCACACCUGCUGUCCGGCCAUCACAAACAUCGGACAGUCAGUGGAGAGCAGCUUCCUCAACACACAGAUGGAGCCCAGCUGGCGGCAGUGGGGAGAGUUUCUUGUGAAGUACCUCCUGCUCCCGUACCAGCUGAUAGCAGAGUUUGCCUGGGACUGGUUGGCCGUGCACUACUGGACGUCUCGCUUCAUCAUCGUGAACGCCAUGCUGCUGUCUGUGCUGGAGGGCUGCGCACUGUGGAGACUCUGGGCGAGAGCCAGCAUCAGGGCUAUGCCACGCAAGAUGUGGAACCACUUGUGGAAGAUGCUCUCUCAGGGGUUUGCCUUCGCCCUCCUGUGGCCUUUUUUCCCUCAGUUUGUGUGCAACUGCCUCUUCUACUGGGCUCUGUACUUUAGUCCCAUCAUUAAUAUAGACCUGGUGGUGCAGCAGCUAAUGCACCCAGAAACGCAGGCUCUGUAACAAACUGCAUGCUGACAGUGCUCCAUUAAUACCAUACAGUUCACAGCAAAUAUCAAGAGUUGCUGAAGAGGAGAGGGCGUUUAUUUUCAGCAGUAUACUCACAUGAGACUGGCUUACUCGCUGUUGGCAAGGAAGUUUUCUGGCUUCCAAGGCUUGACUCUGCUGGAUGGCUGCCAUGUGGAACAAGAGAGGCUUUUGUACAAGAAACAAAACCAACAAGAUGAGAAUCGCUGAAAUAUCUGUGAUGUUAUUGAUUACUGCAGUGAUUUCUCUCUGCGUGCACAGUGCAUUCACAAACCACAUUGCCUCGAUCGUCGAGAGGGCAGUUAAGAAAUUGCCUGGCCUCUUAAGUAAUUUUCUGAACGCUUUGUAGCACAGAGAGGGCUGUAGUCCGAUGAGAGGAGAGCUUUUUUGAUGCAUAUGCUGCCUGAAGGUGGACUAAAACAUCAGUAAAUACAUUUUUGUCUGGCUUCUUUUAUUAAAUGUAAUCCAAAACAAAUUAAAAUAAAAAACUGCUGGCUCAAAAUAAUUUUAAAAAAAGUUUGAAUUAAGCAGUGUUAUACGUGUACUGUAUAGAAAUCCUUAUUUGGCAUGAAUUUAAAUCAUUGUAGUGCAGUCCUGGCUUUAUAUGCAGUCCUAGUGCCACAGAGCUCUCGGGAAAUUCCCCAUGCGAGGUUUGGUGAUAUGGUUGUGAAAUGUGUCAAAUGUUGAGGCUUGUAGUUCUGCAGCCUGACGGAAACCUCAGGCUUUACAGUUGAUGUGAAGAAAAACAAAAAUGGCGUCUUUAUGAACAAAUGUUCAACAACGAAGCGCGAUUCAGGAAGUCAAGAUGCCCAUUUCACUUUGCCACAGUGACGCGUCCUGAAACCCGGAAGUAAGUUAGCAUUUUACCACUUCCGGUUCCUUCGACAAAAACCAAUGCAAUUUCUCCAUAGGAUUUUGGAAAAUAAUCGAUAGAUUUAUGAUCGAUAGAUUUAUGAUUAGAAAAUGAUAAAAGUAGGGUAGACAUGUGGAUGUUAUCCGGCUGAACAAAACGUGAUCUGUCUGUUCAAUGUGUGUCAACCACAGACCUUAUUUCCAGCUAUUUUCCAAAAUCCUAUGGAGACAUUGCAUUGCUGUUUGUCGAAGGAACCGGAAAGAGUUUACUUCCGGGUUUUAGGACGCGUGACUGUGGCACUCUAUUCAUGUGUCAUUUAGCAUUGAAAUAAAACAUAUGGUCUUAAAAAAAUGAAGAUGCUUAUCAAGAUAUGUUCUAAUUCCUAUGAUUUUAAGUAGAAACUGUUCGGAGCAGAUUGUACUUGCUGACAAAUAUUGUGUUGCACAUUCCUUUUUUAUUGUUCAGAAACCUUUUGUUUGCAGUAUACAUUUCCAUGUGACGGGUAGGUAGAGCUAAUCAAAUACUUUUAUUUUUUUUAUUACAUUGUUUGUUUGCACUUAAGAGUUAUACACUGUGAUUCUGUUCUUUAAUGUUCUAUAAUGACAACAAAUAAAGAUUUUUAAAUAAUG
Messenger RNA from Gymnodraco acuticeps, 3056 nucleotides. RefSeq names its product bifunctional apoptosis regulator-like. Gene Ontology annotation, cellular component: nucleus. The coding region runs from base 189 to 1550 and encodes 453 amino acids. Gene Ontology annotation, biological process: proteasome-mediated ubiquitin-dependent protein catabolic process. The transcript is spliced from 9 exons. Lineage: Eukaryota; Metazoa; Chordata; Actinopteri; Perciformes; Bathydraconidae. The record is from RefSeq and is a predicted model, not a curated record. Gene Ontology annotation, molecular function: protein binding; ubiquitin protein ligase activity.